AUGGCGAGGACGGCUGACGUCGGCGCGGCGGCGUCGAAGCUGUGCGCCGCGGCGCGUCGACGGCGUGAGUACGGCGGGCUCGCGCCGGACGACAUCAGCGUGAUAGUGUUGGACGUGGGAGAAAAGCGUAGCGGCGGCGGCGGUGGGUGUUUCGCGUGCCUCCGCGGCGGCGGCGGCGCGGCGGCGGCGCGGUGA
Micromonas pusilla CCMP1545 is the source of this 195-nucleotide messenger RNA. RefSeq lists its product as uncharacterized. The coding region runs from base 1 to 195 and encodes 64 amino acids. Lineage: Eukaryota; Viridiplantae; Chlorophyta; Mamiellophyceae; Mamiellales; Mamiellaceae. The transcript has a single exon. The record is from RefSeq and is a predicted model, not a curated record.